UGUUGACGUAGACUUUAAUCCCAGUAUCGCAACCCACUGAACCAUAACAAUGAGACUUAAUUCACCAUUCAAUGUUAGGCUAUCACUUGCUAUAGUGACGCUUUUCCUUUUCCAUAAGUACCAUGGAAUAGGUAUCACUCAUGUGGUAUGUGCUCCAAUACCCCCUGCACCUACCUCUUCUAAACCGAGUUUGACAUUAUUUCGUAAUCCAUUCGAUAAAGUGAGAUCGCGUUACAAGGAUUUGGUUGCAAUCGCCUCAAGGGUGAAGGCGCCGAAAUUGCCAGACACGGAUGAAGCUGACGCCACCCGUUUAACUUUUGAUGAUAACAGCAGUGAUAAAGCAAUAACACCACCGCCAGGACAGGACGAUCCCGUUACUCCAAAAUCACCAGAUGCUCCGGUGUCACCAGAUAAAGAUCCACAACGUACAAGUUUAGAUGAAGUAUCCGAGAGGAAAUACAUACUCAACAGUAGUUUGAACGUUAGUUGCCCUUCCGGUCAUGUGAUUGGAUUCCUCGAUGCUGUUGCUCAGUGCAUUACAACACCUAGGGUAUUCACCACAUUGGCAUGGGAUCGAUGUGGAUAUCACAACAGUUGUUCCAUUAAGUAUAAACUACUAGGUCCGUGUAGACAACGGUGGAACGUGAAGUUAUUAGAGCAUUUCUGUAUAAAGGUUCAUGCUUUCGAUUGCAUCCUAUUCAAUGCCAUAUCACCAGAUGAUAGAACCUUUUGUUUGCAUACUUGUAUGCACUUUAUGAAGCAAUGUACUGAUUCUAGUAUGCCUCUGACAAGAUUGGAACGACUUAAAUGUGUGGCCAGCUUGUUUAAGACAAAUGUUUUUGAUCAAAGAUGUAGAUAUAUUUUUGAUCAGGUGGACAUGCAUGAUUUACAAUAUGCGGAAGAAUACUUCGAUCCCAAGUAUGAAAUCAACGAAGUGGAAGUUACCAAUGGUACAUGGACUGAAGUGAAGUUUACUAAUCCCAUAGAUAGCCCUAUAAUUUAUACAUCAACUCCUCAGACAGACCACGAUCUAUUGCAUGUCGAAGUCUCAGAUGUGUCUUCAACUGGGUUCUGGAUAACCAGCUAUAUGCUAAGCUGCACUAUCUAUUGCGUUAAAAUACAUAGUGAUGUAAAGCAUACAAUACAAUGGAUUGGUCUUAGCAAAGGUGAUCAUUCUCCAGAUCCAAACAAUAGUAUAAGAGCGGGGGUUGUUAGCUGCAACACAGAUGGACAUGUGAGACUGCCGAUUGAUCCUUUGCGCAAUUGGAUUGUAAUAUUACAGAAUCAGGGUGACACAAACCAUACAAAUGAUAGAGAUAAUGGUCAGACCGCUUCUAUACAUAUUCCAAUACUUGUAAAAGGCAAGAGAAAUUACAGAGUUCAUUUUGUUGUUAACGAAUUGGGGAAAUCAUCGCCCCAAACGAUAAAACUUGGCUAUCUGGCAAUAGAGAAUCGUCGUGAAAUUCGAUUACAUAGGUUGAGAAUAAUGACAUUUGAUGAAAAACCAGAUUUCCGUGGCGUGGCUAAAGUUUCAUUAAGUUUGCCGUAUACGUGGCCUUAUCCUAAGAAUGUUUUUUCUUAUGUCAAAGUAUGUUUGGAAGGGGAGGAACAAGAUGAAAAAAAUCUGCCCUCUGCUUCAUUACGAUUAAAUGUCUUUGGAGAAGCUCCUGCUGUGAGUUCGGAGGCAUUAAAUUAUGAUUUUUCAACUGAUAUUACUAUCGUUGCCAUUUUGGCAACACAUAGGUUACAUAUGACUCGUGUAUUUGGUUUUGUUAUUCAGGAUAUGGGUAGUGCCAUGGCAGAGGAAAUUUGUACAUAUUCACAGAAGAAGGGUUAUCGACAUUUAAGUCGUAGUUGUUACGACAGCUGUCUUAGCGCCGAUGGUAUACAGAGUUGCAUAUACGAUGAUGACUUAAUUGAAUGCUUUCAUAAAAAACGCCCGCAGUGUGUCAUAGAAGCACCUGGCAUGAAUAGCCUGAUCAACCAGUACAUUACAUUUAUGAAAAAACGAGAUAUAGAUUCUGGUAUGAAUAACCCAGGCAAUAAAGAACCAGAGAAUCCAGCUGAUGAUGGGGACGAAUCGAAAACAAAUAAUAGCCCAGCGAAAGUUGACGAUCGUCAUACAGAUUCAUAUUAUGACGGUGAAAUCGUUAUGGAUCGUGAUUGCAUUCCAGGUCCUUGGGGUGAAUGGUCAGCAUGUAGCAACAAAUGUUCAUCGGGAAGACUUGCAACAGUACAGACCCGUCGACGUCCUGUAUAUGCAAACAAGGUCGGUCUGACUUCUUCAUCAUGUUCGACUGUUGAAACCCGGGAAUGUACAAAUGUACCACCGUGUUCUGAGUUUUGUUAUUCUCGUGAAGGAUCAGGCGAUCCUAAUGUAUUCCAGCAGAAAUACUUUUACAUCUGGUCUGAUAAGUGCGUAGAUAUUUACGCUGAUCACGACGUUGAAAAGGAGAAUUUCCAGUUUAUUCCUGGAUCUAAGCAUGAAUCAGCUAUUGUUACGCGUAUGGGAACUACGCAAAAUCGUCCCGGUCUUCCGGAAGCACAGGCCCAAUUUGGUACUACCAACUCUGAUCGAUACGACAAACGUUGUGAAGAUCCUAACAACUGGUCUGCGUGUAAUGCCCCGUGUGCAAAGAAGAUAGACGAUACCAUCACUGAGUACUUACGUGUGCCGAUUGUAUGUUACGACCACCGUCGUCCUUGUAGGCGCAAGCUUCAUGUAUGCCCGACAGAAGAAGAGUUGAAAUCUAAACCCGAUUACAAUACUUGCGUGUUGAAUUACUCAUUUUAUGAUGUUUCUAUAGGAAGUUGGAGUAAGGAUGGAGCCUGUAUGUGUGAAGACGGUGUUGCAUGUUCUGCUGAAGAGGUACAUGUUUUGGGUGAUUCCACUGAGCUCGUUUCUACUGACAAUGAAGGUUACUUAGAACACUUGGUGCGAGCAACUCCUUAUCAGUUGCAUAUAUCAUUGGCCAAUUACCACCGCAUAGAAUUACCAACUGACGUUGUGAGGGAUGUAGCUUACGACCAAUUCAAGCAAGGUGAUAUUGACAAUUAUUGCGCAACUGGUAAUGUUGAGUUAAACAACUUUGCUGAGGAUAUAUUAUGGGUUGACUGUCGUUUGGCUGUGUCAUAUGACUAUCGUCAUGAUUUUCAUUGUCAGGAUCGUUGCAAAAUCAUGCGUAGGACAUGUGAAAUUGAUAUACCAGCGGUCCAUAUAGCCGAAAUUGGUCGCUGUGUAAGUGACCGUAUUCGUCAUUUUCCCACUAAUAUUUUUGUGUUAAAUCACAAAUUCAAUGGAUGUAGUGACCCUUUGACCACUUCAGCUCUCACGGAGGCGGAGAUGUGUGAUAUUGUUGAGAAAAACAUCAAGUUAACACGCCAAUGCACUAUGUUGUGCCGUCGUUUAGUCAAUAUGUGCAAGACAUUGCUGGAGCAUUCCCGUGAGGCCAAGAUUAGACGAUGCAUCUUAGAUCAUGUAAAAUACAAUGACGUUAACAUGAAAGCUGAUCAAAAGGUUGAAUUUGGUUUACACUGUGUCUUUAAGCGUACCAAGCUGAUGGGUGCUGGUUUAGUGUAUUGUAAGAAGCGCAAAUUAAUUUGUGAUACUGAACCUUGGAGUCAAUGGAGUCUCUGUUCUCAAACAUGCAUUUACGUUAGGGACGGCAGAGUAUUUAUGCCCAGCAGGACGCGUACGCGGCGUUUAAAGGUAACUAACGGGGUUAACAUUGAUGAGUGUAUCUCAAAGGGCGUUGUUUUGAAAGAGACUGUAGAUUGUCUUUGGCUACCCCAAUGUCCUGAUGACCCUGCGAUUCGUAAAGAGAUUUCAACUCAUCGUUCACAUUUGGCUCGUGAACAGGUGAUAGAGAGUACUUGGGACCUACAGGGAUGGGUUCUGAACGAUUCACGUCAGGGUGAGAGCAGUGUAGACCAUCACUGCACUCUUUACAGUGGCCAGCGUGAUGUUACUAAAAACAACAUUAUCUAUCAGAAAAGCAGUUGCUCAUGUCCAACAAAUACAACCCCGUGUUCUGUAAUGGAAUCUGUACAUUCGUUUGGGUGGUUUGACAUGUUGCAGUUGUUGUGCCGGGAAAACGAGAUGCGUUCUGUAUUGUUCAAUCAACCCACGGGUUUCUAUCGUUACAGUUGUCUGACACGCAGUUUUUUGCGCCAAGACUUUGACGCACACAAUGAAUUGUGUAACGAGGGAGGUAACACUUCUUUUGUCAGUUGCUACGGUGUACCUAAAAGCAGGAGUUUGUACAUUUUCACGGUACUUUCUGCUGUAUUAGGUGGUCUCACGUCGACGAUCAUCUUUGUGUACACGUACAAACGUUCAUCUUUUGUAUGACUCAGAUGUUUGGUGCUACUCUUUGGACUCAUGACGUAACAUGAAGGCACAUCAAUGGC
Messenger RNA from Babesia bovis T2Bo, 4410 nucleotides. Its product is annotated as Thrombospondin type 1 domain family protein. Lineage: Eukaryota; Apicomplexa; Aconoidasida; Piroplasmida; Babesiidae. Bases 50 to 4351 code for a protein of 1433 amino acids. The record is from RefSeq and is a predicted model, not a curated record. The transcript is spliced from 7 exons.